AUGACGCAAUCCCUGGGUAUCGAACAGUAUAAACUCUCGGUGGUAUCUGGUGGUAAACCCACUCUGAAUAAUUUCAGUUCGGUAACCGGUAAUAAGAAUAUCGCCCGUCUAUCACACGACCAACGAAACUAUAUUAUCCCGUUUAACAACCAGAUCAAGGUGUAUUCUGUGGAAACUAGACAAUGUAUUAAGACGCUGAAGUUUGCAAACAAUUCCGUUCUAUCCGAAAUCUUUUUGCAGGAAGAAGACAAUAAUGAGUCGAUCGUAAAGAUUCUAAUGGGUGAUAUAACCGCUCCGCAACAAGAAGACGCUCAUCUGAUUACCGUAUUCACCAAGAAUGGUCAUGUGGUUGUUUUAAAUUAUAAGGGGAAGCUAGUCGAGACCCCUAAGCAUUUCAAAAUCUCUUUGGGAAAUGAAAAGCUCUCGAAUGUUUUUCAUUGCGAGGGCAGCUAUAGAAUUUUGACAACGUUCAAAGACCCCAAUCAAAAGGUACACAACUCUUUGCAAUCGUAUAGAUUGUAUGGAUUAACUUUUGACGACAUUAAAGGGCAAUUUGACGUUGCUCACCAGGCAGAAUGGCACAACAUCAUAUUGUCAAAUAUUUCUUCCAAUGGUAAACUAUUAGCGCAUAUGUCCAAAGACGUCUCAACGAAAGAUCACGAACACAAAUCCAUCUCAGUUGUUUCGCUUUUUGAUGACUCUGUAAACUUGAGCUUUCCCCUCAGUUCCAUCCUUUCUUCACAGACUCAAUCCCUAUCCUCUAAUACAAGGUACGUUUCUAGCAUGGCCAUAGAUAAUAUGGGCCAACAGUUGGCAGUUGGAUUUGCUUCUGGAGUUAUAAGUAUCGUAAACCUGGCCGAUCUACAAAUAAGGCUGCUCAAAUGGCAUAUCGACUCCGUGCUAUCACUUUCAUUCUCUCACGAUGGAUCCUAUUUGUUAUCCGGUGGUUGGGAGAAAGUAAUGAGUUUAUGGCAAUUGGAAACAAACUCUCAACAAUUCCUGCCCCGUUUGAACGGUAUCAUAAUCGACUGUCAGGUAUUGGGACCACAAGGUAACUACUACUCUUUAAUCCUACAAAUGACUGAAAACAACUCAAACUCUGACUACCAAUUUUUACUCUUGAAUGCUUCUGAUUUGACCUCUAAAUUAUCGAUUAACGGGCCAUUACCGGUGUUCAACAGUACCAUAAAACACAUCCAGCAACCAAUCUCGGCCAUCAAUACCAAGAACUCUAACUCAAUUACCUCUCUUAACCACUCCAAAAAGAAACAAUCGAGGAAAUUAAUUAAAUCGAAAAGACAAGAUUUCACUACUAAUGUAGAAAUAAAUCCUAUCAACAAGAACCUAUAUUUCCCACACAUUUCCGCCGUUCAAAUUUUUGACUUUUACAAAAAUGAGCAAGUGAAUUAUCAAUAUUUGACGUCGGGUGUCAAUAAUUCUAUGGGUAAAGUUAGAUUUGAACUUAAUUUACAAGAUCCAAUAAUAACUGAUUUGAAAUUCACCAAGGAUGGACAAUGGAUGAUUACAUAUGAAAUAGAAUAUCCGCCAAAUGAUCUUUUGUCUUCUAAGGACUUAACCCAUAUUCUGAAAUUCUGGACCAAGAAUGAUAAUGAAGCAAACUGGACUUUGAAGACAAAGGUGAUAAAUCCACAUGGAAUAAGUGUCCCCAUUACCAAAAUUUUACCUUCUCCAAGAUCAGUUAAUGGCAGUCAAGGCUGCUUAACAGCAGACAACAACGGUGGGCUGAAAUUUUGGUCAUUCGACUCUCAUGAGAGCAACUGGUGCUUGAAAAAAAUUUCAUUACCAAACUUCAACCACUUUAGUAAUUCUGUUUCUUUAGCUUGGUCUCAAGAUGGGUCUCUAAUAUUCCAUGGUUUCGAUGAUAAGUUGCAAAUUUUAGAUUUCGACACUUUCAAAAAGUUUGAAUCGCUAGAAAAUACAAAAACAGUCAGCGAAUUUACAUUAGACUCCGAAAUCCAAACUGUUAAGUUGAUUAAUGACACAAAUUUAAUAGUGGCGACCAGAACUUCAUUAAAUGCCAUUAACUUAUUACAGGGCCGAGUCAUAAAUAGUUUUGACUUAUAUCCAUUUAUUAACGGGGUUUAUAAAAACGGUCACCUUGAUAGGCUAAUUACUUGUGACGAAAAGACAGGCAACAUUGCGCUGGUAAUAAAUCAACAACUAACUGAUAUUGAUGGCGUACCAACCACUAAUUACAAAUCCCGUAUCAUUAUAUUCGAUUCUGAUUUAUCUACAAAAUUGGGUAAUUUUACACAUCACGAAUACAUAUCUUGGAUCGGUUGGAAUUACGAUACUGAUUUCAUAUUUUUGGACAUAGAAUCUACAUUGGGUGUUGUCGGAACCACCGUGAAUACCCAGCUAUCUGAUGAAGUUAAUAGCGAAGGAAUAUUAGAUGGUCUGGUAAGCAAUACCACCACGACUUCUGCCUUCAAUACCGAUGUCUUUGCAGAGCAAUUGAAUAAACUGUCGUCUAGGGGCAAAAAAAGUGACGCCAGAGAUAAAGAUGCAAAUGGUAACGACGAAGAUGAAGAAGAUAUCGCUUUGGAAUUUAUAAACGGUGAAAAGAAAGAUAAGUUAGUCAAUAUGAAUAGUUUUACAAGCAUGUUUGACAAUAUUCAAAAUGUGCAAAUGGAUACAUUUUUCGAUCGUGUAAUGAAAGUGAUCACAUAG
This is a messenger RNA of Saccharomyces paradoxus, 2691 nucleotides long. It is a transcript of the gene NAN1, whose product is annotated as Nan1p. Gene Ontology annotation, molecular function: protein binding; RNA binding. Gene Ontology annotation, biological process: positive regulation of rRNA processing; positive regulation of transcription by RNA polymerase I. The record is from RefSeq and is a predicted model, not a curated record. Gene Ontology annotation, cellular component: nucleolus. The transcript has a single exon. NCBI's taxonomy places the organism in Eukaryota, Fungi, Ascomycota, Saccharomycetes, Saccharomycetales, Saccharomycetaceae. Bases 1 to 2691 code for a protein of 896 amino acids.